GAUAAACCGUUGUCUUCUCUCUCUCUCAAGCGUCGUCUUCACCGAGUCCACUCAACAAAGGACUAGUAUAUACUUUCGUUUCGACCCACAAUGCUCACAUUCCACAUUCUCCUUUGUUCACCCAAAGCCAGAACACUCACACAGCACGUAACGCCCCCCCGUUUCGGGUGCUUGCUAAACAUGGACACUUGAAGGACGAGCUUGAUAUCCCAUCUUCCGUGCAGCAGCAGUAUUGACGACCGGCGCGCGACGGAUACCACCACCAGCGCCACCACAACCACCAAGUCACACAUCCGGGAGUUUCGAGGAAACCGAAAAUAACUCAUCAUGGUCAGAAGCAAAAAGAAGCAGCAAGAGGAAGAGGAAGAGGAGGAGGAGGAGGAUGAGGGGGUGCCGCUGGUGAAGGGGUCGCCUGAGCCGGACGACGUUUCGGAUGAUCUUGACGCAGAACCCGCGAUGGACGGCACCGAGCGCGGCCGGCCGAUCAUGCAGCCGCCCAUAGACGGAGAGUCGCAAUGGGAUCAAUGGCGGCAGGCGGAGCGGGAAAAGCACGCGUUGCCCAAGGGGCUGCCACGCGAUUGCACCGACCGGCAGAUACGCAAUUCGGCAGCGCGCGGCGAGAUCUGGAUGACCUUGUUCUACGCGGUGAUCGAGGAGUGGCCCGAGUUCGUGAAGCGGAUCAUCGCGCUGGGCAUCUCUGUGGACGUGAUGAUUCCAGAGGGUAUGCGGAAUCCUUACGGUGCGUUCUGGAAUGACGGCCCGUUCAUAAGGAUGUGGUUGUCGCCGUCGGCGCUUCACAUCGCGUUGAUAUACCACAGGGAGGACAUGGCAAGACUACUGGUCGAGUCUGGCGCCAAUAGCAUGUAUCCCAUGUACACGACUGUCAAAUUCCGCAUGUCGAGGCGAAUCUACAAGUGGGAGUACAAUCUGCCUCUCAACCACGUCCUCCUGAACGACUUCAGCGAGAGCUUCUUUCUGUGGUUUCAUCGUCAAGUAGUGAAGAAGCUGUCAGCGGAUACGGGGAAACCGGGCUCGGAACCGGACCGUUGGCGUCCCCUCAUAGCGCUAGCUAGAUUUGCGAAUAAUCACUUCCAUUACGAUCGGUUGAACCUCAUCCUCACCAAUCCACGAUUUGAACGUCACCAAAAAGUCACGCUCGAGCACCUGAAAGUCGCGGCGGGGGGAGCUUUCCCCUUGCGCACGAACCGGAUCACACGGAACGCCGUCAGGGAACGCAUUCUGAAUCGACUGAUCCUCGAAACGGGAGGUGGUUACGAAGGGAACAAGUUCGCGACCCUCAUGCAAAACCUCAAGGGCGACCCUACAAUCAGAAAAUCCGAAAAAAACCUAAAUCUGGUGACUAGACUUAGGAGAUUGAAGGCAAAACGAGUCGAGACAAUUCCGACCAAACGAAAGUCCCGCUGCGGUAUUGAGAACAGGCAUGAAACCGUAAUUCCCAUUGUGCACAAUGACAAAGACCAAUGGCGGCGGAUGCAGAGGCAAUGGAGGCACCCGAAUGUGAAACAUGGGGAGGAAGAGGGGGGGGAGGAGUGGGAGGAUGAGGAUGGGGUUGGGGAGGAUGAGCCGCUGAUCCAAAAGACGAAGCGACGGGUAAAAGUGGACGAUGAGGAGGAUGAGGUUGGGGAGGAUGAGCCGCUGAUCCAAAAGACGAAACGACGGGUAAAAGUGGUGGAAGAGGAGGAGGAGUAGGAGGAGGAGCCGCCGAGGGUGGCAAAGGCGAAGAGAUAAACGCGGAGAGCAAUCAGACCUGCUAGUACUAGUAGUUUUGCAGUUUAACUAGUUAUCUAGUUGAAAUGGUUCGUAAUUCGGUUACG
This is a messenger RNA of Tricharina praecox, 1835 nucleotides long. RefSeq lists its product as uncharacterized. The transcript has 2 exons. The record is from RefSeq and is a predicted model, not a curated record. NCBI's taxonomy places the organism in Eukaryota, Fungi, Ascomycota, Pezizomycetes, Pezizales, Pyronemataceae. The coding region runs from base 328 to 1710 and encodes 460 amino acids.